This is a messenger RNA of Leptopilina heterotoma, 1007 nucleotides long. It is a transcript of the gene Svip, whose product is annotated as small VCP/p97-interacting protein. Gene Ontology annotation, cellular component: endoplasmic reticulum membrane. The coding region runs from base 138 to 389 and encodes 83 amino acids. NCBI's taxonomy places the organism in Eukaryota, Metazoa, Arthropoda, Insecta, Hymenoptera, Figitidae. The transcript is spliced from 3 exons. The record is from RefSeq and is a predicted model, not a curated record. Gene Ontology annotation, biological process: negative regulation of retrograde protein transport, ER to cytosol; positive regulation of autophagy; negative regulation of VCP-NPL4-UFD1 AAA ATPase complex assembly.
UUGACUCAAGUGGUGUGGGGAGCAGAAGAAAAAUAGUCAGAACUGUCACUCACGUCACUUUGACAUUUAUAUUUCCAAAACAAUUGUUAUAGGGUGUGAAAUAAUUAAUUUGCCUAGUUUAAUAUUCGAUUGAAAAAAUGGGUAUUAUCACAUCAUGUUGUAAACCAUCGGAUUCAUAUCAAGAUUUGACUCCUGAUCCGGUAAUUGAAGUGAAACGGCGUCAAAUGAUUGAAGCUGCCGAAAAAAGACAAAUGGAACAAGAAUCGAGAGGAAUUAAAAAUAUGGAUGCUGUAAAAAGACAGCAGCGAUUAGAUGAAGAACGUAGACAACGAGAAGAUGUUGGCGGAAGUAACACCAAUCAGGGAGCAAUGAAAUGGCAAGUGGAAUGAGCAGUUACUUUAAAGUUCAGAUGUUUUCUUAGGAAAGAAUUUCUUUCUUAAUACAAUGGUCUGCGUUAAUAUUCACGUGGUUAAUUAAAAAAAAAAAAUAUUUUCUACUAUUGCUAUUAUCCAUUUUUUAUAUUAAGAAGAUUUUUAUAAUUACCAUUGAAAUUAAGAUAUAAGUAAAAUUAUUACUUGUUUACAAAUGAAGAUUUUUUAAAUGUAGAUUUUCGUGAAUAAUUAUUAUAUAUGUAAAAGAGUAUUUUUUUUAUAUACUUGAAAGUUAAUAACACUUUUUUUCUUUUCUUUUCGAACGCGAUAUGUAAUCACUUAUAUUUCAGUUGAAUUUACCACUGGUAUUUAAAAUUAUUAUUAUAUUUAUAAAUUAUAUUUAUGGCACUAGAAAAUAAUUAAUAUGUGUAAUACUUUAUAAGAAGGAGAGAAAGAAAGAAACAAACCGGUGUAUAGAAAUUUAUCUCUUGGGCAAUGAAAUAAUUCUGUCGUAUUGUUAAAGUUUGCGAAUACAGUGCAUAAUAUCCAAUAUUUAUUUGUUAUUAAGUAUUAAAUUAAAUAUAUGUAAAUCUGUGUAUAAACAUCUUAAGUAUUAAAUUUUAAAUCAUGAUGAAA